This is a messenger RNA of Eurytemora carolleeae, 1942 nucleotides long. RefSeq names its product F-actin-monooxygenase mical2. The record is from RefSeq and is a predicted model, not a curated record. The transcript has a single exon. Lineage: Eukaryota; Metazoa; Arthropoda; Copepoda; Calanoida; Temoridae. Bases 101 to 1861 code for a protein of 586 amino acids. Gene Ontology annotation, molecular function: protein binding.
GGCAUGCCUCAGUUCAGUUCCCUACUUUAACUAAGUGGGUGCGCUCAGCCUCAGAGAAGUAAUCAGUUUCCUUUUGAUCUUGACAGGAGACGGACGAACCAUGGUAGUCCGAGGAACAACAGCACUUGAAGUGUGGAGUAAACGUGUAACUGCAGGGUAUCCUGGAGUAAGAAUUGUGAAUAUGACAACAUCGUUUAAGGAUGGUUUAGCUUUCUGCGCAAUCAUUCAUCAUUUUCACCCAGAGCUUAUAGAUUUUCACUCCUUGGUUUCUGACAACAUUGAAGAGAACUGCAGGCUUGCAUUUAACAUUGCAGAGAGUAAACUGGGUAUCCCUGCUCUCCUGGAUCCUAUAGAUAUGGCAACCUGUGCUUCUCCAGACCGUAGAUCCAUCCUUCUUUAUUUAUCCGAAUUCUACAGUAAACUUGCAACCAAUAAUCCACCAUCUCCAGCUCAAAACCUAUCCAAGAUCAAUCUCAAUAGUUCAUCCAACCUCAGUUCUUCUCCCACCCGUUCAUUCUCCCUUUCAGCCAAUCAAUCCCCGUCCCUCCCCUCCUCCUACUCCUCCUCCUCCACCACUGCUAUAGAUCAGUCCUCUCUUUAUACCUCCCCAGUGUCUCUGUCCACAGCUGUGAACCAUCCAACUAAAUUAAAUUUGAGCAGUGAACCAAACAAUUCUGGAUUUACAGAUUUCCUGAAACCCCUGGAGUGUCCUAAACCUUGCAACCUGAAGUCUAGGUUAGCCAACCUGGAACUCAGGGAUGAGACCAGACCUCACUCCGUCCUACUUAGUAAAUCUGCUGAGAGAAAAAACUCUGUAGACUCCGGGUUUGAAACGAAUCUAUCCUGCUCCAUUGACUCUUCCUCCUCCUCCUCCCAUGCAUCUCCUAGAGUGUCUCCGAGCUUUAGUUCUUCUACACCUCUCCGUCCUGAGUCCCAGUUUAGAAGAUAUGAUGUUGAACUUCCGGAAAUAUCAAAUUUCCCCGAGUGCAACCUUAAUUCUGAAUACAGAGGGAAGGAAGAGUUUCCGUCCUGCCAGAAUCAAAUUACUGCGAAGAGUUUAAUCACUUCAUCCCUCUCCUCCUCUUCCUUCUCUCUUCUCUCAAACUCAGAUUUCCAUGUUCGUCCUGCAUCCCGUCACGGGCCUAGUCUAAAGUACCGAAGGAGUGAGGGACAACCCUUGAAAAAACUGUUUGGUAGUGAAGAUAGACUUCAUUCCCUUCGGGAUUUUGCCUUGAACAGUGUAAAUAGUGAACCUGAGAAAUCAUCUAAACCCAAUCAUGCAGUUGAACGUAUAUCUGGAGACACGGCCGAAGAGUCAGUCCCGUCCAACUCCUUUAAAUCUGCGUUAAAUAAAUUUAAAUUAAGUGAAUCUUUAUCCAGUCCCCCGGAGCCAAGUAAGGAGCGGAGAAGACAGCUUGAGUGUAAAACAACACAAACAGAUCUCAGUUUACUCGUCUCCAAGGUGUCUCAGCAGGACAAAACCUUGAACUUUGAGAAACAAGGAGAGAAUUUGAAACCAGUAGUUGGGACAAAGCAACCCUUGUGCUCUACCAGCUCCAGGAUACAGCUAAACCCAGUCAUUAAACCUUCAGAUCUUAGACGGUCCAGUUUCUCUUCCAAACCCAAACUGGAGAGUUUAAACCUGCUCAGGGUGGACCGGAGACCAAUAAGAAAUGAAUCUCGUCCUAUGGUUGAACCCAUCUCUCUCCGAUACGAUUUCUCAACAAAGGAGCCGAAAUUGAGGCAGAGAAAUAAUGAAAGCGUCGGACACACCCAAUCCCGACACUCCUAUCAUUCAUCAUCGAACCAGGAUUAUAAAUCUUUUUUCACUAAUUUCGAGGGACAAUCAACUCUAGUGUAGAAUAUCAAUACAGUGUUAUUUCCAAAUAUAUAUUAAGUUAAAUAUCGAUUAUUUCACUAUAAAUAAAGACUAUUUAAAUGA